Molecule: messenger RNA, 1642 nt
Organism: Chelmon rostratus (copperband butterflyfish)
Lineage: Eukaryota; Metazoa; Chordata; Actinopteri; Chaetodontiformes; Chaetodontidae
Gene: lipt1
Product: lipoyltransferase 1
Exons: 4
Coding region: 280-1455 (391 amino acids)
Biological process (GO): protein lipoylation
Cellular component (GO): cytoplasm; mitochondrion
Molecular function (GO): lipoyltransferase activity
Source: RefSeq, a predicted model, not a curated record
CCACCAUCGGUUCAGGUCAGAACGGGACCAACGCUUCUCUGCUAUAUCUCAAACUUAAUCUGUCAAACUGUUUGUCAACGACUUUUGUUAAAAUGUAAGGAAUUAAAGUUAUAAUUUGGGUUGUGACAAUAGCAGCACGACGCUGGAGCUAAUGCUAAAGCUAGCAAACAGCGGUUUGGCUAGUGUCAACCGACUGCAGGACUUCUCGAGAAGGAUGGACGUGUGAGGUUUUGUUGCAGUCAGCUUUCAUCUGCAGCUGUGACGGAGCUGUGAAAGGCCAUGAUGUCACACAUCAGGAGGACGUUGUCUCUUUUAAGAGGCUGCUCAGGUGUUUCCAGGUGUCAAACCAGCAACCAGCCAGCUCGGACCAGCUCCACCUCCAGCAGCGGCCUGGUCAUGGCCUCCGACAGCAGUAAGAUAGGGCUGGUCCUCCAGUCCCAAUCCACCGAUGUAUACCAGAAUCUGGCUCUGGAGGACUGGAUUGAUGCCAAUAUAGACCUGGAGCAGCGCAGCAUCCUGCUACUGUGGAGGAACAGGCCGGCCGUGGUCAUCGGGCGCCAUCAGAACCCCUGGACCGAGUGCAACCUGUCAGCCAUGAGGACGGCGGGAAUCCCUCUGGCCCGCAGGCGAAGUGGCGGCGGGACCGUCUUCCACGACCUCGGGAACCUCAACCUGACCUUCUUCACCUCCAAGAAGGCGUACGACCGGCAGAGGAACCUGAAGGUCAUCACAGAGGCUCUGAGGCGGCUCCGGCCGGGACUGGACGUCCAGGCCACCGACAGAUUUGACAUUUUACUGAACGGACACUUCAAGAUCUCAGGCAGUGCGUCCAGACUGAGCAGGAAGUCGUCCUACCAUCACUGCACGCUGCUUCACUCUGCUGACCGCUCCGCCCUUGCCGCCGUGCUCUGCCACUCUUGCCCAGGUAUCUAUAGUAAUGCCACACCCAGCGUCCCUUCACCUGUCGCCAACCUGGUGGACCACGCCCCCACGCUGCAGUGGGAGGAGCUGCUGGACGCACUGGUGCACCAAUACAAUGCAGAGUUCAGCUUCAACGCUGCAUCAACCCUCGUCAACCCAGCUGAUGAUUCAGCGUUUCCUGGACUCGGCCGGGCGGCGGCGGAGCUGCGUGGCUGGGACUGGACAUUCGGUAAAACGCCCAAAUUCAGCGUCCAGACCCUACUGGACCUAACGGACGAUCGAUUGUCUGCUCGCAGCUCCGCCCAGCUGCGCAUGGAGGUAAAGAAUGGCGUGAUCGAAAGCUGCGAGCUGGACGUUCCUGUGGAUUGGCUUCCUCAGCGACUGAGCGCCGAGCUGAGCGGCGUGCUGGCCGGUGAGAGGUUUUGUAGGCAUCGAGCAGCGGCGGCUGUUGUUGAGCUGCUGCGGUCUGAGAGCGGCGAGCUGCAGAACAGACUGCACAACCUGUGUGACGCUGUGGUGUCUGUGAUGGGCUGAAAAGAAACCGAUGAAAUGAAACAACACGAGCUGUCGGGACAAUUUAUUGACAAACAGAAAAUAAAGUGCUGCUACUCCCCCUAGAGGCUGUAGGGUUAAUUACAGCCAUGAUGUGAGAGUUGACCUUUGUUCAGUAGAUCAUUUAAAAAAAAAAAAAAAAUCUAAGCCAUAGCGCCCCCCAGCACAA